AUGGUGCGUGCAGCCUCCAGGGGCUGUGCUGCCACAACCAAUGCCUGGGCGGCUGCGUGGAGCCAGGGAAUGCAAGCAGCUGUGUGGCCUGCAGAAACCUCCAGCACGGGGAUACCUGUAUAGACAAAUGUCCCCCAGGAUACUACGUCUUCAAGGGCUGGCGCUGUGUCAGCUUCUCUUUCUGUCAGGUUGAACUGCUCGCCAUGCGCAGGCCUGUGUCCCAAGCUAUGUGUGGGGAACAAGACCGUGGACUCUGUGAAUUCUGCCCAGGAGCUGCGAGGGUGCACCGUGCUCAACGGCAACAUGAUCAUCAAGAUCCGAGGAGGAAAUAACAUAGCAGCUGAACUGGAGGCUAACCUGGGCCAGCUGGAGGAGAUCACAGGCUACUUGACUAUCCGCAGAGCAUACGCCCUGGUCUCCCUCUCCUUCCUCCGAAAGCUCCGCAUCAUCCGGGGGGAGCAGCUGGAGGGAGAGUUCUACUCCUUCUAUGCGUUGGACAACCAAAACCUUCGUCAGCUCUGGGACUGGUCCAAGCACAACCUGACCAUCCAGCGCGGCCGCAUGUUCUUCCAUUACAACUCCAAGCUCUGCAUGUCCGAGAUCCGCAAGAUGGAAGUGGUGACGGGAACCAAUGAGCGCGACCUUAAGAAUAACAUCGCUGUCCGCAACAACGGCGACCAGGCCUCCUGUGAGAACCAGCUGCUGAAAUUCACCUAUAUCCGAACCCUGUCAGAUAAGAUCAUGGUCAAGUGGGAGCCCUUCUGGCCGUCAGAUUUCAGAGACCUUUUGGGUUUCAUGGUGCUCUAUAAGGAGGCGCCGUAUAAGAACGUAACUGAGUUUGACGGACAGGAUGCGUGCGGCUCCAACAGCUGGGCGAUUGCUGACGUGGACCCUCCCCCACGUGCCACCGAGGGCAAGGAGCAGCCGGAGCCCGGGUACCUGAUCCGAUCCCUGAAGCCCUGGACGCAGUAUGCCAUCAUGGUGAAGACACAGCUAUCUGCAUCAGACGAGCACCAGGUCCAUGGAGCCAAGAGCGAGAUUAUUUACGUCCGGACCAAUGCCACCAAGCCCUCUGUGCCCCUGGAUCCCAUCUCCUCCUCCAACUCCUCCUCCCAGAUUAUUCUGAAGUGGAAGCCCCCCACCAACCCUAAUGGUAACAUCACCCACUACCGGGUCAUCUGUCGUAAACAGGCCGAGGACAGCGACCUCUACAAGUUUGACUACUGCCUGCAAGGAAUGAAGCUGCCGUCUCGUACGCCCACACACUUGGGCAGUGAGGACGAGCAGAAGUGGAACCAGACAGACGAGCCCACCUCUGGGGGCAAGUGCUGUGCCUGCCCCAAGACGGACGCUCAGCUGAAGAAGGAGCAGGAGGAGACCGAGUACCGCAAGACCUUUGAGAACUACCUCCACAAUGAGGUCUUCGAGAUUAGACCCUCUCGUCGUCGACGCUCAGUGGGCGUGGCAAACGCCACCCAGAUUCUGCCUCGCUUCAUCACCACGCCACCCAGCCUGCCGUUCGCCACCACCAUCCCCAAACUUGAAGAGGAAGAAGGGGAGGGCUCCAAGGUGGAGCUAAAGGUGUUUUCUAAGGAGUCGGCAGUCAUCUCCAACCUGCACCACUUCACCAGCUAUAAGAUAGAGAUCCUGGCCUGCAACCAUCCCUCCGACCUCACCCGCUGCAGCAUGGCUACCUACGUCAGCGCCCGCACCAUGCCUGAGGACAAAGCCGAUGACAUCCCAGGCCCUGUGACCCACGAGAUGCUCCCGGAUGAUGCCAGCUCUGUGUUCAUUAAGUGGCAGGCCCCUCGAUCCCCCAAUGGCCUCAUCAUCCUCUAUGAACUGUUCUACAAGAAGGUUGGCGACCUGGAGACUCUCAAAGCCUGUGUGUCACGUCCAGCCUACAUGAAAUCAGGUGGUACUAAACUGCGGCUGGUGCACCCUGGGAACUACAGUGUGAAGAUUCGGGCCACCUCCCUGGCAGGAAACGGCUCUUUUACAGACAGCACCUACUUCUUCAUGCCAGACAAGGACACUGGUGUAUUUAAGAUUGUGAUUGGUCCGGUCAUCUGCUUCAUCCUGCUGCUUUUUGUCGGAGGUGGAGUCUUCGUGAUCUUCAAGAAGAAGCAAACUGAGGGCCCCACAGGACCACUAAUCGCCUCCUCUAACCCAGAAUACCUCAGCGCCAACGAUGUCUACGUCCCAGAUGAGUGGGAGGUCGCUCGGGAGAAGAUCACGGUUCUCAGAGAGCUGGGUCAGGGCUCGUUUGGCAUGGUGUACGAGGGACUUGCCAAGGACAUUGUCAAGGGUGAACCAGAUACGCGUGUGGCUGUUAAGACAGUCAACGAAUCAGCCAGCCUGAGAGAGAGGAUCGAGUUCCUUAACGAGGCCUCUGUCAUGAAGGCUUUCAGCUGUCACCACGUGGUGCGUCUCUUGGGCGUGGUGUCCAAGGGCCAGCCCACCCUGGUUGUGAUGGAGCUGAUGACCCACGGUGACCUGAAGAGCUACCUGCGCUGUCUCCGGCCCGACUCUGAGAACAACCCAUCAGGCCGUCCUCCGCCCACACUGAAGGAGAUGAUCCAGAUGGCGGCAGAGAUUGCAGACGGCAUGGCCUACCUCAACGCCAAGAAGUUUGUCCACAGAGACCUGGCUGCCAGGAACUGUAUGGUCGCAGAGGACUUUACCGUCAAGAUUGGAGACUUUGGUAUGACGCGAGAUAUCUACGAGACAGAUUAUUAUCGUAAGGGCGGAAAGGGCCUGCUGCCAGUCAGGUGGAUGGCCCCAGAGUCUCUGAAGGAUGGAGUCUUCACCGCUCACUCUGACUGCUGGUCUUUUGGCGUGGUGCUGUGGGAGAUCAGUACGCUAGCAGAGCAGCCUUACCAGGGUUUAUCCAACGAGCAGGUCCUCAAAUUCGUCAUGGACGGAGGCUACCUGGAUCGGCCGGAGAACUGCCCUGAGAGGAUGCACAGCCUGAUGCAGAUGUGCUGGCAGUACAACCCCAAGAUGCGGCCAAUGUUCCACGAGAUCAUCGAGAUGCUACGGGAGGACCUGCAUCCAUCCUUCCAGGAAGUCUCCUUCUUCUACAGCGAGGAGAACAAAGUCCCCGAGACAGAGGACUUCGACUUGGACCUGGACAACAUGGAGAGUAUCCCCCUGGACCCCUCCUCGUACUCCCAAAGGGAGGAGAGCCUGGGCAGGGACAGCGGGCCCUCGGUGGCCCUCAGGGGGAACUAUGAGGAGCAUGUCCCCUACACGCACAUGAACGGUGGGAAGAAAAAUGGACGAAUUUUAUCAUUGCCCAGAUCCAGCCCUUCCUAA
Lampris incognitus (smalleye Pacific opah) is the source of this 3318-nucleotide messenger RNA. It is a transcript of the gene insrb, whose product is annotated as insulin receptor b. NCBI's taxonomy places the organism in Eukaryota, Metazoa, Chordata, Actinopteri, Lampriformes, Lampridae. Gene Ontology annotation, molecular function: insulin receptor activity; ATP binding; insulin receptor substrate binding. The transcript is spliced from 20 exons. Gene Ontology annotation, cellular component: axon; membrane; insulin receptor complex. Gene Ontology annotation, biological process: multicellular organism development; protein phosphorylation; positive regulation of MAPK cascade. The record is from RefSeq and is a predicted model, not a curated record.